AUGGAAGACCAGCACAAGGACUUCAGUGGGUUGAAGAACUCCCAGGAUCUGGAGCUGGGGGAGGGGCUCUCCUCCCCCAGGGACGUAACAGCGCCAAACACCGAAGGACAGGGGGAGACGAGGCUGGGCACGGGGCCCUGCUCCUGUCCCGGGGGGGACAGGGACACAGCCAGCAGCAGGGGGGGUCCAGAGCACCCCAGGACAUUCCAGAGGACUCCAGGGCAUCCCAGGGCACUCCAGAGCAUCCCAGGGGACCCCAGAGCAGCCCAGGGCAGCCCAGGGCACCCCAGUGGACCCCAGGACAUUCCAGAGGACUCCAGUGCACCCCAGAGCACUCCAGAGCAUCCCAGGACAUUCCAGAGCACUCCAGAGCAUCCCAGAGCACCCCAGAACACUCCAGAGCACUCCAGAGCACCCCAGGACAUUCCAGAGGACUCCAGGGCAUCCCAAAGCACUCCAGAGCAUCCCAGAGCACCCCAGAGCAGCCCAGGGCACCCCAGUGCACCCCAGGACAUUCCAGAGGACUCCAGGGCAUCCCAAAGCACUCCAGAGCAUCCCAGAGCACCCCAGAGCAGCCCAGGGCACCCCAGUGGACCCCAGGACAUUCCAGAGGACUCCAGUGCACCCCAGAGCAUCCCAGAGCACCCCAGAGCACCCAGAGCAUCCCACAGCACCCAGAGCCCGGCUCUCCAUGGGAACAGGCACAGAGAAAUCCAGGGAAGGCCACGGGGAGGGGCGAGGGAACAUCCCAGGGCGGCUCAGCGCAACCCCGGCACGGAGACCAGAACAACCCCCAGCAGAAGGCCACAAAAGCACCCGCAGCUUCAGCCCUCCCAGGUCUGCAGCUGGGGGAACAAGCUGCACCCUGACUGCUGGCACCGGGCACAGGCUGCUCCCAGCCCCAGCCAGGCUCUGGUGCCGCUCCAGGCUGGGCUGCCCGGCUCCCACGGCAUCUCCCACCCACCCCGUGACAGCCCCCAGCUCACAAAUCCCUCAUUCUCCCAGCUGCCCUCCUCCACAGUGCUUUUUUCCCUCAGCAAAGCCACCAAGCUCUUUUGGGACCCGUCCUCCGCCCUGCCCAAGGCAGGAAGAGAGCCCCAGACUGGCACCGGUUUGGCAACGAGCUGGGAGAUGCAAAGGAGCAGUUCAUAAAUAAAUAAGUAAACAAAUAGAUAAACCCACAGCACUUCUCAGCAGCUGCCAAAAAGAACCCUCUUAAAACAAAAAACAAAAAACAAAAAACAAAAAACAAAA
Molecule: messenger RNA, 1254 nt
Organism: Ficedula albicollis (Collared flycatcher)
Lineage: Eukaryota; Metazoa; Chordata; Aves; Passeriformes; Muscicapidae
Product: basic salivary proline-rich protein 1-like
Exons: 3
Coding region: 1-1152 (383 amino acids)
Source: RefSeq, a predicted model, not a curated record